UUUACAAAGGCAACUUAUGAAAAUGUCUCCAGUAGGACUACACAUUUUUUAAAGACAUUUAACUAUAGAAAAUAUUUCGUUGUGCUGAUGUGGUAACAUCUAAAUUAACUGGUUUAAUUCAAGUCAAAAAUAUAAUUUAAAAUAACCGAAUCAACCUGACUGCAUGAGGUUUUAAAGAUUAAUACAUGUAAAAACUGCCUAUUCAUGUUUUAACACUGUAAUGUGAUGGAGGAUUAACGUUGGCCUUGAAAGAUUCUUUGUACCUGAAAAGAGUCUUGUAACACUAAGCCCUUCCUCUGAUCAUGUUUUUGUUGAUUUGUAUUUAUUAAUCUAUUAUUGAUCUGUUUGGUUAACCACAGUGCAAACCUCAAGGAUUUUAAAAUGAACUCCAUCAGAGUGAAACCAAUUUGAAUUCCACUCUCUAGGGAAAUCUCCACUCAUGUUGGUCUUGAUUCAGGUUUUCACUGUGUAGGAGAUCUGGAAAAGCUCUGCUGUCUUAUCUGAAGUAUGCUGGACUACUAUCUCACACAUUUCUCCUCUGCAAAUGACUGACAUCCCCUGAGCAAACAGUCUUAACCUGACCUGUCAGAACAUGAGUACACCUGUAUUGUGUGCAAGCAAAGAGGAAGGACAGGAGAAAGCCCAGUUUGAGAGGAACACAAUUAUCACAGGCCUGAGCUGCUUAUCUCCAGAGAUGCAGCAGAAGCUUUGCUCUUUGCUCUCCAUUUUGACCAUUGUGCCUAGUUGAGUAAAUUUGCUCUCGGCCUAAGGGGAUCUGAGCCCAACCCUGCUUCCAAAAUCUCUCUUGUUUCUCUCUAUAUGUCAGUCUUUAUCUAUCUGUCUGUCAGCCCUUUUUCGGUCUCAUGUUCAUACAACUUCACACUAAAAGACACAAAAUCUUAAUAAACAUUUCUAAAUGAAAGGCGAAGCCAUUUUGGCAAAGAUAAAGAAUACUUCAAUACUUUUGAAAAAUGAAAUACUGAGACAAUAUGUUAAAAAAUGAUCGGGUGGGGCGUGAAGCAUCUACAUGUUUCCAUUGAUCAUGGUAUAAAUAUUGGGGGGGUUGUACUUGCUUGUUUUGACCCCCCUGGAAACUACGCCCCUGUUUAAACCAUUUCAGAACUAAAUUUUGUGAAACUCAAUGAAAGUUUUAGGGGAAAAUGCAUGCCACCACACAGUUAAAUUUAACCUCAGGAUGCUAUUUACUAGAUAACAUUAAAUAGCAAGUUUCAACAACUACAAAAAACUUGUAUUUCCAAUGUCAGAGACCCUACACCCCCUACUAUUGGGUUGUUUGCUGUGCUUUUCUUUCCAGGGCAUUGGUAUGUAGUAUGUUUAGGAAUUCUAAUCUUAUCUGAGUAUCUCCCUACAUUAACAUCUGUUAUGCUGCAAUUACCAUAUACAUUAGUCGACACCUGUUUCACUUAAACCUAUUUAAUUACACCAAUUGUACUGGUUUGUUGUGGGCAAAAACAAAGUCAUCCCCUUUUCAAAGAGGUUUGAUGUUCCGUCACAAUAACCCCAAAUAGUUCAUAGUAAAAAAAAAAAAAAAAAAAAAAAAAACAAUGCAGUGCGCAAAAACGAAAUAUUCCUAAAUGAAUUGUCGCAUUUAAAAUAUUGUAAAAAAUAAAAAAAUAAAAUACGAUUAAAUGCAUUAUAUAUUUUAUUUAUUAAUUGCAAAAAUGCAUUUAUUUAAAAAAAAAAUGCAUUUAAAAGACAGCUAAAAACGCAUCCUAUUUGCAUGUUUUGGCUUGUUUUGAGCGAUGAAUAGCCUAAUUACGGACAGAUAGCCCUUUUUUCACAGACUGUGAUGACGCGUUUCCGCCUUAUAUAUCAGCGUAAAUCUCGCAAUUUUUUUUUAUAUUAUACAUUUUUUAAAAUAUUGAGUAUAAAUUUAUAACAUUAUGCUUUGUGUUAUAUUACCCUGGAAUUAGUUUUAAAAACUGAAUUACCACAGCUGCGAGGGGGUUUCGAUUACAGCUGCUGAGAAAGUGACAGUAAAUUUGGCAUCUUCUCCCAUUUGACUGUUUUAAUCCACCGCUCUCUAUUUUUUUUUAACUCUUCUGGAAAGUCAUUCAAAUGUAAUAGUGGACUUUUUCUUUUGGUCUUGGAGCAAAUGGGCAAAUUAAAAUAAUAUUUUCUGUGAUCUCCCAUUUUCUCCCAUUCACAUCUGUCGAAGUUUACCCUGCAAACGUUUACUUCCGCGUUCCAAAACCCGGAGUGAAAAUGGUCUGUUAGACUACGGAUUUUAUAGUCUGCAUAAAGGUAAAGGUUUUAUAUUUAAUAUUUAUUUGACACAAAAGGGGCCAAAUUUUUAAACAUCUAUUUUAAUAAAUCAGUAACAAUUUAUAAGAACUUCUAUAAUUCUUUAAACGGGUGUGCAGGCUAUUACAGAUCUUAAAUACAUAGGGUACAUCCAUAAAAGGAUCUAAAUGAAAAUUUCACGACAUGCCUAACUUAAACGUUUUUUUAGGCAUUAUAGAAUAAUCUAAUAAUUAUAACAUGCAAAACAUGUUUGUUAAUUCAGUCAAAGUGAAGUGUUACCAAAAAGUCAAACUUUCAAUCCAUGUUUAUUACUAUCUACAAUAGUUUUUUUUUAGCCUACUUCCAAACAUCAAAUCUAUUGCGAAAUCAACUCAGCAAAAGUUAUAACAAAAAAGUAGUUUUAAUUUGUUAAAAUCUCAACACGGCAUUUUUUUUUUUUACCCUUUAAAACGCCUCAGACAUGCACACAUUAGCCUACAGUGUUGCUAAUCAAAUGAUAAUCGCUUGUCAUGUCGUGUUUUGUAUCGGUUUGCUCAGACAAAAAGAUGAAACAGUCUCAGCAAGAUGGCUAAGACGCUAAUGUGCGAGAUUUGAAGGUGUCUUGAUGGCUUUUAGCUGUAUCUGAGUUUUCCAGGUUGAGCUUUUAUCAAUUAUAAAACGUAACCUCUAAACAAAUGUAGGUUAAAUAGCCUACAUUCAUCAAAUAAAAAAAUAUAGCCUAUAUAUAUAUUUAUAUAUAUAUAUUUUGGGUGCUUACAUUUACACAUUUAAUAGAAUCAUUAAUCAGCAUAUAUUUUUAUGUGUUUUUAAUCAUUACAAAAUAUUAUUUUGAUGUACCAACAUCAAAACAUUAACCCCAUUUAAGAGCAUCUCCAGAAAACGUGAAUUUCAAAUGGAGCCCAACUAUUUUCCACUCUCCAGUAGGAUAAGAGUGAGAUAAGCAUCAUGAGUUUAAAGUCUUCUAGGGGCCGUUAAAAGGAACAACUGAGAUUCUCCUUUGAAGGGAUUUAGUCCCAGCAAAAGCCCAGAGAUUUUGAGCUCAGCUGUCAAUCAAUGACACUAGCACCGCCCACUAGUGGGAAUCCACCUAUAAAGACAGCCUUGAACCCGAGGGAUUGACAUUCAAACACCAGAGCUCAGGGAGUAAGGAUGCCUGCAUCGCCAACAGGGUUUGGAAACUUCUUCAUGGACAGAAACAUCAACAUGCCCGCUGGAUAUCAAUUAUUGGGCUGUCCACCUGGAAUGCAACAGCCACCUCCACAUCUGGUGGGCAUGGGUGGGGUGCCCUUACCUUUCUCAGGAAUACCAGGGUACAGCUUCAUCCCUUAUCCUCAUCUGGGACACAUGGCACACAUUAGCAAUUCCUAUGACCUGAAGGCUGCAUCACCUUAUCAUCAAGCCCUUCUCGGUCACGUACGCGGAGGACCCUAUUACACUCCCUAUCGCCCCAUGCCUGCUGAUGACCCCAGCCGGGUCACCAAGAUCGCCACCCGGGAGAGCACCAGCGCUUUGAAGGCCUGGCUCAGCGAGCACCUCAAAAACCCAUAUCCCACCAAAGGCGAGAAGAUCAUGCUUGCCAUCGUCACCAAGAUGAGCCUCACGCAGGUGUCGACGUGGUUCGCCAAUGCCCGACGCCGCCUUAAGAAGGAGAACCGGGUCAGCUGGGCUUCCAAAGGAAAGUCUGAUGAGGAGGAUGACGAAGAGGAGGGUGAGAGCGAAGAGGAAGAGUCCUUGCGGAAGGGCUGCACGGAGGAUGAAGAUGAGAUUGAUCCUCAAACAGUUGAUGAGGAGGAUAUAGAGGUGUCAAAGUCCCUGGAGCAGCGUUUAGCAGAAGGACUAGAAAAGUCUGAAACAUCAGAGAAGUCCGAAACACCAGGUGAAACCAAAAGAGAGGCAUGUAAGCAAAACGCUGAUGUGCAAAAACCCAAAAUCUGGUCUCUUGCGGAAACCGCCACCUCAGAUAAGAAGCCCAACGAGCUGAAACAUCUUCAUAGCCAGAGUCCAGACUUUGGGAAAUGGUGGGAUGGUUGGCCAUCAAGGGACACCUACUCACCUAUAAACCUUUCCACACAUGACCUUCUCAAACAAAGUCAUUGAAACUGUUAAUCCAAGACACUAGACUUAAUUUGCACUUUGAAACUUUUGAAUCAUCUCGAAUCCAAAUGCCUGGUUUAAGAACCAAAGGAGUUAUGUGUAAAUAUUGUACCUUUAUUUUGUUUAAAUUAUAAAUGCAUUUACAUGAUGUGCUGACUUAUUUUUGCUAAAAUAAAAACGUAGAAAAUGUUAUUUGAUUUGGUCAUGGUCAGUGUCAGUGAUGUGGGAAUUUUAAGACGAUAAAAUGCAAAAGAGUCGCAUUCCGUGUUUGUAUGAUUUAAAGAAUUUUAAUGUCAAGAAAUAGCAUGUUUCUUGAAUUUUUGCUUUAAAAAGGUUUUACUGUCUGGAAAUUGCUUUCAUUUAAGCGAUAUUGUUCGAAAGAAAAAAAAACUACAUUGUUCCAGAAAAUAAAAAAUCAUAAUAUGAAGGCUUUUAAAAGGCUGAAUGCACGCAAAGCUUUUGUAAAAUUGCAGCAAAAGCAAUAUGAACAAACAAAACCGUAUUAGUAGUUACGUUAAUUAUUAAUAACAGGAAAACAAUUAUUCCGCCAAGUAAAAUAGUUCUAUAGCCUAGCCUUACUCUGUUUGUCAGUUGCCAAGCAACGUAGAACAUUGGCGCAUUAAUAUCGGAGAAUAUUUCGCAUUAAUAUGGAAUUCAACAAAUGUGUCGUCACCACUAGUCAGAACUCCUUUGAACGCCGCUCAUUAGUAUGUUAAUAGGCUAAUAUCCGAAAUAGCCUAAACAAUUCAGUUCAUUAGCCUAACCGUACGCUAUCUACGGUUGCCAAGCAACGUAGAGAUUUGGCGCAUUAAUAACGAUUCAAUAUGUGCGGUCACAGGUAUCGGCUACUUUACAACGACUUCGAACGCGACAUCAAGUCAGAGUUUAAACUGGGAUCUUUCCGUUUUAUAACAGUAGUUUUAACUCAGUAAACCCUUCAGAAGAAAAUAACUUAACUCUAUAUAUGAUAAUUGCCGUUCAAGAGGAAUUCUCCGAUUUGGCGCGUUUCACUUCAAGGCUGGAUUUAGGCUUCAUGUUAUCAGUGAGGACACUACUAUUAAAGGAUUUGCAUAUCUAGCUCUGAUCUGUAAAAAACAAUCCAAAACAGCGCGGAUUAAGGACAUGAAUGGUUCCGAUUUAAAGUGUGAUAAUUAAGAUUAUUCUCCUGUUUAGUCACGACUUGACAGACUAAAUAAGUGCCGGAGGCCGCUACCUUUACCCUCAUUUAGUACUCAAAGAUAGGUGAUAUGGGAUCAACCCUGAACAAAGUGACUUAUGAGAA
Myxocyprinus asiaticus (Chinese sucker) is the source of this 5641-nucleotide messenger RNA. Its product is annotated as iroquois-class homeodomain protein IRX-1-like. NCBI's taxonomy places the organism in Eukaryota, Metazoa, Chordata, Actinopteri, Cypriniformes, Catostomidae. Gene Ontology annotation, molecular function: RNA polymerase II cis-regulatory region sequence-specific DNA binding; DNA-binding transcription factor activity, RNA polymerase II-specific. Gene Ontology annotation, cellular component: nucleus. The transcript is spliced from 2 exons. Bases 3415 to 4362 code for a protein of 315 amino acids. The record is from RefSeq and is a predicted model, not a curated record. Gene Ontology annotation, biological process: regulation of transcription by RNA polymerase II; neuron differentiation; cell development.